Debaryomyces fabryi is the source of this 2814-nucleotide messenger RNA. RefSeq lists its product as uncharacterized. The record is from RefSeq and is a predicted model, not a curated record. Bases 1 to 2814 code for a protein of 937 amino acids. The transcript has a single exon. NCBI's taxonomy places the organism in Eukaryota, Fungi, Ascomycota, Pichiomycetes, Serinales, Debaryomycetaceae.
AUGUUUUCCAGACGUCAGAAUCGAAGUGUACAUGGCACCUCGUACACUGGGGUUAAUCCUGCGGCAUCAGGGUCGAAUCAACCCAACAACAAUGCAUUGGCAGCUGCAUUGAGUAUUGGAAAGUCACUCAAGCAACAGGGGGCUCCUGGGGUACAUGCUACAAGUGGAACAUCCAACCAAUACUUGUCGAAGCCGCCACAGAAGCGCAACAGUCUUUUGAAAAGGGAUUCUAUUACAAGAAGUCCUAACAGUAACAGGUUCCGAAAUUUUUCAGAUGCCUCUUACAACUCUACAAACUCCCAUUCAAUGCAAACUCCACCUCAGUCUAUGCAGAGAAGGUCGUCAAUUCAAGGACAUAACUUUGAUGAUAGUUUCGAUGACUCGUAUUAUGAUGAUAUCAACCAAAAUGCCACGCAAAGCUACAACAAUGCUAAAAUGAGAGACUUAAGAUUGUCACAUCAGUUGUCUCCGCCCCCAUCGCGCAAUGGACAAGUCCAUCAAGACAAUAGUACUGUCAAAAUGGUCAAGAAGUAUAUACCAACUCCAAACGGUAUUAAAAUCAUUGAAGUCCCAGAAACUGUCUACCAAAAGGAGGUUGCCAGAAAUAACUCAAUGAGGUCUUUGCCUAGAUCGGGCUCUAUGACAUCUUUGUCUCAAAAGAGAAUCCCCAGAUCACCCUCCUUAAGUUCGGUAUCAGGUGCCACUAGAAAGACCUCGCAUCAAAGACUAUCGAGCUUCGGUAGAAGUCCUGUUUUGGGAACAAUGGCUGAAAACGAAGAACUUCAAUCGAGAAGAAGACAUAACGAGGAUUCGGAAUUGCAAAGAUUGCAAGAGCAAAUAGAUCAUGAAAAGCAGGUUUCGAAAGAUUUAGAAUUAAAGCGGUUAGAAUACGAAAAAGUUAAAUUGGAAAGAUUAGAAAACGAAAAGAAGAUCUUGCUCUUAAAGAAAGAGGCUGCAAAUAAUAAGGACAUUGAUGUGUCAGAGGUUAUUGAUGAAGACGAUGAAGAAGAUGUGCCACUUCCAAAUAUUCUGGUCAUUGUUGAUGAGGUGGAAAACAAGCGCUUAGAACAAAAUGGAGAGCUAGUCACCAAUAAAAACGUAGCAAUUGAAAAACCAUCACUAGGUGAAAUUAAUGACAUUUCAAAGGAUGAAGACAUAAAUGCAGAAGAUGAUACCUCUAUUUAUGAAGAAGAAGCUAUUCCUGAGGCUUCUAUAGAUGCAUCAAGUGUUGUUGUGGAUGAACUAGAAAAGAAAAACAAAGAAGGCGAUGAAGCUUAUGAUAUUGGAGCAUCAGAGCAUCUUCAGAAUGGUUUCAGAAAUGACCAAGGAGCAGCAGAGCUUAAUGUCAUCAGUCAGUAUAGUGACUCUAGGGAGAUAUUGAAUCGCGAUAGUAUCAUAGAUAAUCCAAUUCCUGUUAGCACUGAUGAAGAAGACUUCGGAAUUGAGGAAGUGCCAUAUGAUAAAUCUGAAGAAGGGAACCUUGCAAAGCAUUUAAGACCAACGUUUGAUUCACAACCGGAAGUUAUCGAUUCAAGAGAUUCAGGACCAAAAUUUGAUCCAGAACCAGAGAUUAUUGGUACCAAUGGAACUAUACAACUUGGAGAGUCAAAUCAGGAUAUGGUCGAUGUUGAUGACCCUAGAGUGGAGGAAUUGGCUAUAACAACAUUGCAGAUCCCAUCAUCAUCACUUAACAAUGAUAGUUCUAGUUCUUCUGCAAAGUCAGCAGGAAGUCUUGACUCUAAUAUACAACAGAAAUCAGAAAAGAGGCCUGUUAAGUCUGCAAUGAAAAAUUCUAGCUCGUUCUAUAAUAAUUCUUCAAACAAUUCGUCCACGGUGAAGAAUGCUGCUCAAGAUGCUUACCUCUCUUUAGCCACUGCAGAAAAUACGAGAUUGAAUUCAAAAUUGUCUUCGACGCAAUUAAAUGAUGCUGGUCCUCAAUUUAACAAUGGCACCAACCAAAAUCAAUCUCAAUUAAACAAUCAAUAUCAAGAAAAUCAGCCAAAUCAAACUAAGCGAAUUUCAACAUUAAGGAAAUCACCAUCUACUCAGAGCCCAGGAUUAGCAUCAAGGACACUCAGGCCACAAUCGACGCUUCCUGAAACCCUUCCUCACAGUAGUCAGCAUCAACCUCCUGUGAACGGAAUGGGUAAUAGACAACUCAGAGAUAGAGCAUCAGCACAUAUCAAUCCUACAAGAAAUAGAGCAUCUUAUGUCAAUCAGAUAACCCCUCAUCCUGCUUUGCAACCAAAUUAUCAGUCACCCUCAAAAACGAAAGCCGCCGAGCUAUAUGCAAAGGCUAAUGCUAGACCAACCUCUUCUUUUGCUCCAACUGCGACAAAGAAAAAUUCUGAUAUAGCAGCUAAGCAACAGGCACAAAAGGCUCGCAGAACAACUUUGCGUGAUAUGUCGUCAACAAAUCAGGCCCAAAGAGUUGAAAGCCCUUUGAACAAUACACCGCAAAAUGCAAAUGAAGAUAGUUCUAAUACUGUUGAAAACCGUAGAACUUUCAAAUCAAGACUUGCUGAUUCUGAUGAGGAGGAUGGUCAUGAAGGUAAAAGUAAAUUCUUUGGUGGAGGAUUUUCUUCGAGGUUCAAUGAUUCUGAUGAAGAUCUUGGCGGGCAUUCACGAAACCAGCAUAUCGCUAGUUCAACCACUGCUAGGCAAUCUUCAAAGAAUAAUGAGCAUCCUGCGUCUAAAACUCUGCCAAUUCGUAAUAACCCUCCUAUGGAAGGAAAAUCUGACCAGGUACUGAAGUCUAAAUCGAAGGAUAAAAAGAAGUUUGCUAAAUUAAGAAAACUUUUUGGUAAAGACUAG